Molecule: messenger RNA, 1676 nt
Organism: Gossypium arboreum
Lineage: Eukaryota; Viridiplantae; Streptophyta; Magnoliopsida; Malvales; Malvaceae
Product: probable purine permease 11
Exons: 2
Coding region: 384-1433 (349 amino acids)
Cellular component (GO): membrane
Molecular function (GO): purine nucleoside transmembrane transporter activity
Source: RefSeq, a predicted model, not a curated record
CAAAUACUUUACUGGGUUCUGAAAGGGUUCUCUUCAGAAUCGGAUUUAUUUUUACUAUGCCGAUAAGAUUCCUUUUAAAUGACUGAUGGAAAAAAGGGGGCUUUCGUGAUAAAUCUUGAAUGUCCCUUUUAGCUUUUUAUGUAUAGAUUUCAUUACUACGCUUGUUUUAGCGAUUCGUGAUGAUAUGAUUCUUUACCAGUCUAGUUUUUGCUUUGAAAUAUAAAUAUAUAUAUAUAUAUAGCAAUGAAGUAAAAGAUGAUAUACCUUGUGUUCUAGCUUGACUUUGUGAACAUCCGAUAGGUUUUGGUCAAAAACUUGGAUAUUGCCAAGCAAAUCAGUUAAUUGAUAAUCAAGAAUCUAUUGUCAACAAGGCGGAAAAUUUAAUGGAUGAAUCACCAUUUCUUAAACUGAAGCGGUGGCAAUGGUGGCUUUUGGUGGCAAUCAACAUAUUCUUCCUCAUUGCUGGCCAAGCUGCAGCAGUUCUUCUGGGGAGAUUUUAUUAUGAUAAAGGUGGAAACAGUAAAUGGAUGGCCACUCUUGUGCAAACUGCUGGCUUCCCAGUCCUUUGUAUCCCCUGGUUUCUUCUUCGCCCUUCUCGGGAAGCUUCGACUUCUUCCACUUCACCUUCCAUCAAAACCCUUGCUCUGCUAUAUUUUGUUCUUGGUGUACUUCUUGCUGGUGACAAUAUGUUGUAUUCUGUAGGGCUUUUGUAUCUCUCAGCCUCUACUUAUUCGCUCAUUUGCGCAACUCAAUUAGCUUUCAAUGCAGUUUUUUCCUACUUCCUUAACUCACAGAAGGUCACUGCUUUGAUUCUCAACUCAGUGGUCAUCCUGUCAUUGUCUGCUGCCUUAAUUGCAGUGAAUGAUGAUUCAGAUGGGCCAUCAGGAGUUCCCAAGGGGAAGUUCCUUAUCGGCUUUCUCUGCACCCUUGGAGCUUCUGCCCUUUAUUCCCUUUUGCUUUCCGUUAUGCAACUUUCAUUUCAGAAGGUUUUGAAAAAGGAAACAUUUUCUGUCGUUUUGGAAAUGCAAAUCUGUACAUCAGUUGUUGCAAGCUGCCUAUCGUCUACCGGCCUCUUUGCAAGUGGUGAAUGGAAGAGUUUGCAGCACGAGCUGGAGGUAUUUGGCACCGGAAGAGUUUCAUACGUGCUGACAUUGGUGUGGACUGCUAUAACUUGGCAAGUAUGUGCUGUUGGUGUUGUGGGGUUGAUUUUUGUUGUGUCAUCUCUCUUCUCAAAUGUAAUCAGCACUCUGUCUCUGGCUGUUACCCCACUAGCUGCACUGGUAGUUUUCCAUGACAAGAUGAAUGGUGUGAAGGUAAUAGCCAUGCUUUUGGCUCUUUGUGGUUUUGCUUCUUAUAUUUAUCAAAAUUAUAUUGAUGAUAAGAAGGCAAGGAGGUUGCAGACCCAUGUCCGGGAAAUCCAGCAUACUGCUUGAUAUGUUUGGUACCAAUGUAGACACACUCAAUAUUUUCUGUGAAAUUAUGUCUGUUUUUUGUUCAACUGGGAGACCAAACAUUAGUUUAUAGCUUACUACAUUGCAACAAGAUCUCUAAAGAUAUAAAGCAAGUUAUUUAUAAGCAAAGCACUAGUGUUUGUUAGUUUAAUACUCAGGAUUUUGCAGGGAAGAGCAUUUGUAUUUGCUGAACUUCGAUUAAUACAACUGAUUUUUUAUGGUUCA